UCUGAUAUUAUCAUGGAAAUCUCUCAAACUGUAAAUUUAUAUAUAACAUAUGUUGAAAAAGAAGGCCCAUUUUUGAAAGUGUGGGGCCAAACAGAAAAAAACAAUUCGAUAUAUGUGGAACAGUUUCUUUUGGGGGCCAGUCCCCAGUUCGAUUUAGGUGUAGGCAAAAUUUCCGUAGACAGCUUACAGGCAGGCACUUUAGUUUGUGCUAAAUAUAAAGAUAAUAAAUAUUAUAGAGCUAGAAUAACAAAUGCCUCAUUUUUGACUGAGGGUUUUGUUGAGGUUAGCUUCAUAGAUUAUGGUAAUAAAGACUUGGUACCUUGUGCUAAUAUUCGAAGUUUGCAAAAUUUUCCAUCUUCAUUUAUAUCUGUGCCUCCACUAGCAACAGGAUUUAUAUUCGCAGAGGCUCAUUGUCCAGGUGGAGGGGAAUGGAACGAUACCAUUUUGGAGAAUAUUUCAAAAGAAAUUAAGUACAGAGAGGUUCAGUGUACAUUAGUCACCCAAGCUACUCAAUAUUAUCUAGUAAAGCUAUAUGUUGGAGGUAGCGACUUAUGUGGCCUGUUGAUUAAUCGAGGACUUAUGCAACCCAUUUCGUUGCAAGCACAGCAGGCAGUUUUAUUAAGCAUGAGUAUGCAGCGAUCUAAUUUGUUACCAUCUCAGGCUGCACCAACAGUAGCUACAGGAAUAAAUACUUAUAAAGCUUGUACAUUGGAACCUGGUUGCCAGUAUCCGGUCUAUGUUUCAUAUGUAAACGAUGGACCAUGUCAUUUUUCGGUGCAGCUGAAACAGACUGAAGAAGUACUAGUAAUGCUUAUGAAUGAUAUAAACACGAUUACUUUAAGGCUUUUAGAAGAUGUUCCAAUUCCUGGUACCAUUUGUCUUGCACGCUGUCAAGAAGAUGGUAACAUUUGUAGAGCCGUUGUUACCAAUGAAGUUGAUAAUCAAUUUAAGGUAUUCUAUGUUGAUUUUGGCAACUAUGAGGUAGUACCAUUAGAUGCUCUUUAUCAAAUUCCAUUCAAAUAUGUCAUCCCUAGAGUAAUGGCGAUUCGAUUUUCCUUAGCCGGGGUAGAAAAAUCAACUGUAACCCUUGAAAUGCAGUGUGCUUUUAAACAAUUUGUCGACAAUCGAUUAUUAUACAUGAAGGUUCUUCCAACCCCAACUAGAAUGGCCAUACCUAAAUGUGAACUGUGGGAUCCAGAAACAAAGACCAGUGCUUUGGAUGUUGUAAAUCGUGCAGCACAAAAUGCUUACCCUGAACCUGUUUCGCUUACCAGAGGCUUCAGCCAACUUGUAAAAGUUAGCUAUGUAUAUAGCUGCAGUAGAUUUUAUGUCCAACUAGUUAGUAAAGAAAACGAACUUUUGAAACUUAUGCUAGACUUACAAGCAUCUUGUCAGACAAAUGAAUCUAUGGAUCCAAGUACCCUUAAAGUGGGUCUACCGUGUUGUGCUUUAUUUGAGUCAGAUCAGCAAUGGUAUAGGAGUCAGAUAGUGGAAGUAUUAGGUGACACCAUUAAAGUUCGUUAUAUUGACUAUGGAAAUGAAGAGGUAGUCCCUUGUGCUCAACUGAAAAUAAUAGAUGGAGAGCAGUUAACUGUCCUUAGACCUCAAGCAAUAGAAUGCUGUUUAAAUGGUUACCAAAAUAUGGAUGAGGACCUUCAGAGAGAUGGUUUCCUUGAAGAAUUAAUUUUAGAAAGACAGUUUACAAUGAAAGUUGCCGAAAUGACUAACAAAAAAGCUCUGGUAGAGUUAUUUGAUGACUCCGACUAUAAUAUUGCCUCUCUUCUGUUAGACAAAUUGGCAUCUGCCAAGUCCCAGGUUAGUCCAAUGUUGGUACAGGCCGGUAAUAAAAUAGAACAUCGGAAGUCAUUUUCCAACCAAAAUGGUCCCAGGGAACAACAUUUUCGACAGGACCGUAAACCUGGACGAACGAACGAUAGAAAUGAAAACACUUGGAGGCAAGAUAAAAAAGAUUUUCGAACUAACGAUAGAAAUUCAAACGAAACGAAUAACGAUAAAAAUUCUUGGCGUCAGAAUAACAAAGGAUUUAGCCCAAAUAGUGAAAGAUUUAAUAGAGAUAAGAAUCGAAACAGGAACGAAUGGAAUAACAAGGAAAAUGUAAACACUGACAACUGGGAUACAGCUAAUAGUAAGCCUCAGGAGAAUGAUGACUGGGGAACACCAGCUAAUAAUGCAGGUUUCCAGAAUAAUUCUAGAGAAAAUGACUUUGGUCGCAACAAAGGCAGCAGAUUCAAUAAAGACAGCUGGAAUUCUGGUGGUCAAAAACCUGGAGGAUUUAAGAAAAAGAACGAUUUUAGGAAAGAUGGUAGUGACAUCAGCUCAAGUGGCUCUGAAAAAAGCUUCCAGAAGGGUCCGAGGACAAGUUCUCGAAACGACAGACCUCAGUAUCAAAAAAAAUUUGACAAACCUAGAAGCGCACCCUUUGCUAGUACCACUCAGACAGAUGACUCUUGGGAUGUGAGCGUAGUGGCUUCUGUAAUAGAUGCCGCACCAGCCACUGCAACUUUUGUGCCAUGCGAGGUGAUUGGAACUGUGUCGGAUGUUAUUAUAAGUUGGUUUCAUAACCCUGGCCAUUUUUACUGUCAGCUGGCUGAUGUUCAGGAUCAGUUUAAGAAUUUAAUGACUGAAAUUCAACAGUUUUAUAAAGGCCGUAGACCAGAAUCGGCUGUCGUUGGAGCUCCAAUCAUUGGUCUUUUCCCUGAAGACAACGUCCUUUACAGAGCUCAAGUAUUAGAGGUCUUAAGUGGCCAAUACAAAGUCUAUUAUGUAGAUUUCGGAAAUGUUUCCAGUAUCACCAAAAUUUGGCCGAUUGAGAAAAAGUUCAUGAGUCUCCCUGCACAAGCGAUUGUGUGCAGUUUAAACGAAAUUGCACCUCCUGGCGACCAGUGGCCUAAUGCUGAUAACUAUAGCACUUAUUUUGAUAAAGAUAGAUACGUGUGCAAAUUCGUGAAUAAAGAUGAAGAAAAGACUUACGUGGACAUCUUCUAUGACAACAAUGAUGUAAAGCAACUCCUGAUUCAAGAUGCACUGGCUGUUUCAACAAAAAAAAUCAUUCCAGACAUAGAAAUUCCAUUACUGUUGGGCCAACAGUUCAGGGCUAUACUCAAGAGUGUAAAUAAUUUCAGUGAUAUUAUCAUAGCUUUAGAAUGUGGGGUAGCUCUUAGUUGUAAAAUGCAUAACCUGGAAGAGGCUGUUACGACUGAUGAGAACAAUUUGAAACGUUUUCUGGAACGUGCUGUGAUUAUAUAUGUUGAUAACGUGAUAGAUGAUAAGUUAGACGUUACAUUAUACGAUAUCGAAGGAUCUAAGAUUGAAGUAUUGAGCCCUGACGAGGGAGCUUGCGAUAUGGUAGAACUUCCAUGUCCAAUACUCAUCUUACGUUCCGCCUUAGCAGGUUAUGCUUCGCACGUGGAUGGCAUGUCUGUAUUUAUUCAACCAGUGGAAUACGCAGAUAUCGUAGCUCAUUUGCUUGACCAGAUGUACGAAUCGUACGAAAAUACGACACAAGAUGUGACGAUUAUACCCGAGGUGGAACUUCUGUAUGCAGUUAAGAGCGAUGAUGGAAACUGGUAUAGAGCCAGGGUAAUAAAUAUUAGUGACACACAGGCCUCAGUGUCUUAUAUAGAUUAUGGUAACGGUGAAGAUGUUGAUUUUGACAAGUUACGCCAAUUGUCGGACAAAUUUUUGGAGAUCUGUAUUCUUUGUGUUCAGGUAUUUACAACUGUUGCUACUGACGCUCUUCUUGAUAACGACGUAGUUGCGAGUAUAGAAUACGGUGAAAAUGGUUGGGAAGGUAUAGUGGAACUACAGGUGCCAGCAGAAUCAUCAGCCACUGAGUCUGCUGCCGUAGAUAAUAUUGAUGUUAAAGGUGCAGGAAUAGAUGAGGCUUUACAGGAGCCCGUUGAAGUAACUGAGCAGUUGAGUACACCUUUAGAAAAUCCACCCGAACCUUCUUUGUCAGACACCACGGCUAAUGUUGAAUCGGAAGCUAUUGUGCAAAAUGGAAUACAGGUUAUUGUUAGCCACAUUGACAGUCCCACUGAGUUUUACCUCCAAUUGUCAGACUCUCUGAGUGCCAUUGACGAACUUCAAUCGAACCUACAGCUACAAGCAGUAGAUAUGCCUGUGUUGGAAAACCCGACUGCUGGAAUAUUAUGUGCAGCUCCGUUUUCCGUUGACCAACAGUGGUACAGAGCCGAAGUACUAGAUGCGGAUGACGAUAUAACCACUGUUAGAUUUGUUGAUUAUGGUAACACAGAUGUCAUAAGUAACGAGACCACAAAGAUUAAAACAUUACCGCCAAAUUUAUUAUCUCUAGCAGUUUACGCCACCAGAUCCAGUCUAAAAGUUAAAUCUGUUGAUGGUGAAUGGAGCACUAAUGCUACUGAAAGGUUUGAAGCACUGGUCGGCGUUAACAACAUAACUGCUGAAUUCAUCGAUCAAGAUGAAAAGACGAAUUACGUGGAACUUUACGUAAAUGGCCAGAACGCCAAAGACAUUUUGAUUAAUGAAAACCUAGCUCUUCCUUUGGAACUUUCUGAGGAAAAUAAAUCGACAUGUUUCGUCAGCCACUUGAAUUCUCCGUCGGAAUUCUGGUUGCAACUAGAAAAUUGCGUGGAUGAGUUAGAAUGGAUAGCCGAGCAACUCUCUGGUGCAGAGAAUUUCCCAGAACUGGAGGAUACGACCCCUGGUACCUUGUGUGCAGCACUUUUCCCCGAUGAUCAGAUGUGGUACAGAGCCCGCAUUCUCUCCGAUACGGUCGCCGGUUUGGAACUGUUGUUCAUCGAUUAUGGGAAUUCCAGCAUCAGCAGCAGUCUGCGUCAGUUACCCGAAGAUUUAGUUGUGACGCCCCCUUUAGCACAGAAGUGCAGCUUACAGAAGCCAGAGGGAAUCCCGUACUGGUCGCCGCAGGCAGUGAACAAAUUUAAUGAAAUAUCGGCUGACGGUCAAACCAUUUUCACGGUUCAUAAGAUAAGCACUGGGGAAACCUCAGUAGUUCAGUUGUUUAUAGAAGGUGAAGACGUAACAUCUAUGUUAUUACCAGAAACGGAAGAGGGAUGUGUAAAAGAUGUAGAAAACUUGGACGGUUUUGUGAUAGAGAAGAACGGAGAAACCUUAGCUGAACGUUACAAGUUGGAGCCCAUGCCCGGUAUGACUUGGACUGAGGAAUCUACUGACAAAUUUCAGGAACUAAAUAAUCAAGGUUCUAAACUUUUCCAAAUUGAGUUCAUUGCAGAAAAUACAGUACGACUGUAUGCUGAUGGCUGCGACAUCAGACCCAGCUUAGGAGGCAUUAAAACCUCUUCACUAAAUAUGUCGAGAACAAGUGCAGAUGAUGAGAAGACUGAUGACGAAGCAGAUAUUAAUGCUUACUUAAAUGAUACCAUUCCCCAUAAUACCAUAAGCGAAGGUACUUGUCCAAAUAAUAAAGAAACGGAGGUCCUUGAAGGGAGAAUGGAUAUUCCUUCUCCACAGAGUUCCUCAGAUGAUAUCAAACAAAUACUUGGAAUUAUAACCGCUGAAGAUAUAUUACAAGAAAAUGUACAUGAAAGAAAAUCUGACUGCAAUAAAUCUGAUGCAGUUACCGAUAUUAAAUUAGAUGAUGAAAGGAAUAAAACUGAGUCUACCUCACAAAAUGAUAUAGAAGAAAAAAUUGAAUCGGAUAAAGUAGAGUUAUCCAAAUCGGAAAAUAGUGAAAUUGUACCAAAUUCCCAAAAUGAGGAAAGUAACAGGAUUUCGUCAGAAAGUGAGUUAAAAGAAAAAAAUCCCGAAUGUAAGACUAUACCCGAGUCGUCAUCUGAAAAUAAUAAAAAUGAAAUAAAUGAAUUAAAUGAAGAAGAUAAAACUAUCUUAUCUAAAAAUGAAGUACAUGUAAUCUCAGAAGAAAUAAAAGAGGAUACUUCCCAAAAAAUAUUAAAGUCAACAGAAAGUUCAGAAAAAUGUAUGUCUCCUAAUGAGAAUUUGCCGUCUGAGAGUGAUAGAAGCAUAUUAGACGAAGACACAACUAUCUUGCCCCAAAAUGAUACAGAUGCAAUCUGUGGAGAAAUAGAAGAGGAUACUUGCCAAAAAUUAAUAAAGUCAACACCAGAAAGCCCAAAAGAACAUCCUACUCAGAUCGAAUUGUCGUCUGAGAAAGAUAUAUUAGAUGCAAAAGAAACUGCCUUACCGAAAAAUGAAAUAGGCGUAAUUUCUGAAAAAAUAGAUGAGGGUACUUGUCGAAAAUUAACGAAGUCACCACCAGAAAGCCCUAAAAAACACGUGUCUUCUAAUGAGAUUGUGUCAUCAUCUAAGAGUGAUAAAAAUAUAUUAGAUGCAAAGGAUGAAACUGCCUUGCCUAAAAAUGAAGUAGACGAAAUCACUGAAGAAAUAAAAGAGGAAACUUGUCCAAAAUUAAUAAAGUCAGCACCAGAGAGCCCAAAGAAACGCGUGUCUAUUAAUGAGGGUGAUCUUUCAUCUGACAGUUUAGUAGAAUCUGAAAUUGAAUCGGUUCUGAAAGAUGCAAUAGAAAAGGCGCUAUUAACCAAAGACAAUGAAAACAUAAGUAGACCAGUUAGUAGCUGCUCUGGGAAAAUAAGUCAUGACGAUCGUAUCGUACCAGCAGUAGCUUCGAGGCCUCAAUCGCCAAUACAAGACGAAGACACUAAAUCAGAAGAAAAAGUGAUAAGCCGCCCCCCCAGUGCUUGUUCUGGUAAGAUCAGUCAUGAUGAACGAAUCGUGCCUGCGGUUUUGUCCAGACCACAGUCUCCCAUACAGUCAGAUGACGAUGUCGGUCAAGACACAUUGAAUGAGAAAUAAUUUCAUUUAUUCAUAGGGACUCCCUCAUUAUUGAACACCAGAAAUGUUUGCCUUUCAUUUGUUUGAAUUUAGUUUGCUGUUUUAUGCAAUACAAAAAGGUGUUACUUUCAUUGUUUUUUAAUGUGUAUGUACUUGUUACGAGAAAAUGUUUUUUUUUCCUAAUAUAGGAUUAAGGAUUAAUAAAUCAAUACUUCUUUUUC
Molecule: messenger RNA, 7013 nt
Organism: Anoplophora glabripennis (Asian longhorned beetle)
Lineage: Eukaryota; Metazoa; Arthropoda; Insecta; Coleoptera; Cerambycidae
Product: maternal protein tudor
Exons: 13
Coding region: 13-6813 (2266 amino acids)
Biological process (GO): spermatogenesis
Source: RefSeq, a predicted model, not a curated record